AUGCAAGCAAAUGGCCCUGAGAAGGCUUCCACGAAGGCAAUUGGUCCUGACGAGGCUUCCACGCAGGCAGGAAAUCUUCAGAAGGCUUCCACGCAGGCAGGGGAUCGCCAGAAGGCUUCCACGCAGGCAGGGGAUCGCCAGAAGGCUUCCACGCAGGCAGGGGAUCUUCAGAAGGCUUCCACGCAGUCGGGGAUCGCAGGGGAUCGUCAGAAGGCUUCCACGCAGGCAGGGGAUCGUCAGAAGGCUUCCACACAGGCAGGGGAUCGCCAGAAGGCUUCCACGCAGGCAGGGGAUCGUCAGAAGGCUUCCACGCAGGCAGGGGAUCUUCAGAAGGCUUCCACGCAGGCAGGGGGUCUUCAGAAGGCUUCCACACAGGCAGGGGAUCGCCAGAAAGCUUCCACGCAGGCAGAGGAUCGGCAGAAGUCUUCCACGCAGGCAGGGGAUCUUCAGAAGGCUUCCACGCAGGCAGAGGAUCGUCAGAAGGCUUCCAUGCAGGCAGGGGAUCGUCAGAAGGCUUCCACGCAGGCAGGGAAUCGUCAGAAGGCGUCCACGCAGGCAGGGGAUCUUCAGAAGGCUUCCACGCAGGCAGGGGGUCUUCAGAAGGCUUCCACACAGGCAGGGGAUCGCCAGAAAGCUUCCACGCAGGCAGAGGAUCGGCAGAAGUCUUCCACGCAGGCAGGGGAUCUUCAGAAGGCUUCCACGCAGGCAGAGGAUCGUCAGAAGGCUUCCAUGCAGGCAGGGGAUCGUCAGAAGGCGUCCACGCAGGCAGAGGAUCGUCAGAAGGCUUCCACGCAGGCAGGGGAUCUUCAGAAAGCUUCCACGCAGUCGGGAUCGUCAGAAGGCUUCCACGCAGGCAGGGGAUCGUCAGAAAGGCUUCCACGCACGCACCUGAUCCCAACUAUCAGCUUGAGACGAUCCUUCUUGAUCAGCUGGUAG
This is a messenger RNA of Penaeus chinensis, 936 nucleotides long. Its product is annotated as P-selectin glycoprotein ligand 1-like. The record is from RefSeq and is a predicted model, not a curated record. The coding region runs from base 1 to 936 and encodes 311 amino acids. The transcript is spliced from 2 exons. NCBI's taxonomy places the organism in Eukaryota, Metazoa, Arthropoda, Malacostraca, Decapoda, Penaeidae.